Molecule: messenger RNA, 2091 nt
Organism: Trypanosoma brucei brucei TREU927
Lineage: Eukaryota; Euglenozoa; Kinetoplastea; Trypanosomatida; Trypanosomatidae
Product: translation initiation factor, putative
Exons: 1
Coding region: 1-2091 (696 amino acids)
Biological process (GO): translational initiation
Cellular component (GO): eukaryotic translation initiation factor 3 complex
Molecular function (GO): translation initiation factor activity; RNA binding; translation initiation factor binding
Source: RefSeq, a predicted model, not a curated record
AUGGAGGACGAUGGCUUGAUGUCGAACAUCAUCAUUGUAAAUGGCCUCCCGGCGAGAGUUACACCGGAGAAGCGUGCCAUGUUCUUGCGUCACAUGACGAAGAAAGUUUCCGACGUCCUUGGUCACGAUAAAUUCACAAUCCAUCCCGUCCUUGAUGAGGAAACGGAGCACGUUGCUGGAGCCUUUCUCACUUUCGCUACGGUGAAUAGCGCGGAGGAUGCUCUCGCCCGCCUAAAUCGCUUUCCCUUUACAAAGACCGAUAUUCUCUCGACAUAUAGGUGGUGCGCGCUUAAGGCAGCGAGUGAACCGCCGGAGGAGUACAAACCGCCAGAGAUGGAGCAGGACACCGAUGCGGAUUUUGCUCACACAAUGGCGGAAGACUCCAUGGCGCGCCCGCAGUUCUUCAUUAAGCAGGGCGAGUCCUUCGAUGUAGAGUGGUAUUGGUUUAACUACACUACACUAAAGGCUGAAUUAUACCGCAAGCCCCGCCCCCUCAAGACAGAUUCUGUUGGACAGUGGACGGAGAUGGACCGUCGACAGAAGAGACUUGACCCCGGUCUUGUGUACGGCGCCUUGACGUCUGUUCGGCCGAUGCCUGCAUGGUCGACAUUCGGUCGGAUUAUGGUUUCGCAGCAUAUGGGUGGCCUGAAACUGUGGGGUGGGCGCAAGAUGCAUAUGUUAUUCGAGGUUACUGAGCUUGAUAUCAAGGCCUUUUACAUUUCUCCACAGGAAAAAUACCUUGUAGUAAAGUCACCAAAGGAGGUGAGCGUAUGGAAUAUCCGUUUAUCAAAAAAGAUUCGCGUACUGGGCGGUCUCGAUCUUGCCGACUCAGAUAAGUGGCCCAUUGCCCGCUACAAUGCGGAGGAUGAGCUUGUCGCUAUCUCGCAUGCCUGUUUGGAGCCAAUGGGACAAGGUAAAUUAUUUUUGUAUCGAGCUGAGACAAUGCGAGCUCUCCAGGUGGAGUCCAACAGUGAAACACCGGUGCAUUCUUUGGUCAUUCCCGGACUGAAGGUGGCCGAAUGGAAUCCGGCAGUCGGCAAUCAGAUGGCCAUUCUAGUCCAAGGAGGCUCCAGUGAGGGAUGGAAGAUCAUCAUUCAAAACCUCGUUGUGAAGGAUGACGUUGUGCGUGCGGAGGUAAUUGAGCAGCGAAACUUCUUGCAAGCACAGCGACUUGACCUCCUAUGGCACCCGCAAGGCACCCAUUUGGUUGUCAAAGUAACGAAAACGAAUUCAACAGAGUAUUCGAUUUUUUCUGUUGGUGUGAAAAGUGCUGCUGCUUACCAACUGAAGGUGGAGAACGGCUUAACUCCUGGACGUUUUGCUUGGAAACCAAGCGGCCCUCACUUCGCUGUUAUAUGCGAGGACCGUGCAAGGACGGGAAAGUUGGGUGACACCUCGGAAAUUCGAAUUUACUGCAUAAAGAAACAGCUGAAACUUAUUGGUCAUUAUCCAACAUCCGCAACCCACCUCUUCUGGGCACCGCGUGGUUCUCGUUUGGUUGCAACGAACUACGACAAAUCAACGUUGCACUUCUACGGUAUUAAUGAUAGUGGCGCUUGCGUCCAACUCGAGCGAGUGACUUCACCCGUCACAGAUACCGCGUGGGACCCAACUGGGCGAUUCUACGCGGCGUGGGUGUCUGCGUUGCGGAACUCUGGCGAUAACCAGUUCCGUAUUUUUGAUCUCAAUGGUAGGGAACUCAUGCAGAAGUCAGUGCGCCAACUUUCGCAUUUUGCAUGGCGGCCGCUCGCCCCCCCGGUGUUAACGGCAGCAGAGAUCAAACACAUACAAGAUAAUCUUCGAGAAUACAGUCAACGAUAUCAAAACGAGGUUAAGGAACAAAAGGAACGUGAAGAGGCGGAACUUCAGAGUAAAGAGCGCGAAAAGGAGGAACAAUACAAGAAGCGCAUGAAGGGGAUUGCACGGCAUCAUGCCGAUAAGGGACUAGCCCGUACACGUGAAGAGUUGAUUGCCUCUUCGCGGUGGAGCCGUUUAUGGGCGCGCCGCAUGAAGAGCCUUCCACCAGAGGAGAUGAUUCUUCAUGAGGUUGUCACGGAGGAGCGCAUCGAGCGCCGGCGCCCGCUAAAUUAG